AUGUCUGCUGUCAUCGAAAAGUCUCAAAAUGUUUCAUCAAGCCCAGGGUGGGAUGAGAAAACUGUGAAUGAAGCAUCCGAAAGCACAAAGAUCGACCAGGAGCUUCUUGACGCACUCGAUAAGCCCAAGGAAAUCCUCAAAAUUGUGCAAGAGGGGCUUCUCCUGGCUGGAGGGGCUGUAGCCAUUCUUCUGCAAGUGGCCAAUCCAGGCGUGGCGAAAGGAGUUGACCAGCACAGUAACUUCUCUUACCGGCCAUUGGACCGACUACGAACUACCAUGACAUAUGUCUAUUGUAUGGCCUUUGGCAGCCAAUCGGAAAAAGCUAUCAUUAUUGACAUGGUCCACAAAGCCCAUGCUCCUGUUCAAGGCGCUGAUUACUCCGCCGACGAUCCUGGGCUUCAGACAUGGGUCGCUGCAACUCUUUACGCCGUUGGAGUAGACAUGUACCAGCGCAUAUUUGGCGAGUUAGACAGGGAAACCGCUGAGACCAUAUACAAAGAGUAUGCUAUCCUGGCUGUCUCGUUGCGUGUGCCGCCGGAAAUGUGGCCAAAAGACCGUGCUGCAUUCUGGGAAUAUUGGAAUGAGCAGAUUGAGACGGUCGAGAUUAGCCAACACGCGAAGAACGUUGCCAAGGAUCUACUGUACAAUAAAAAUGCCCCUCUGCACGUCUGGGCGAGCCUACCGCUGGUGCGACUCAUCACGGCUGAGAUGCUACCAAAGCGAAUCCGUGACGAAUACGGGCUUAAGACUACUAAAGCCAGAAGAGCUACUUACAAGUUUGCGCUGGGAUUCGCGAAAAUGACUUAUCCAGCCUUGCCGAAAUUCAUUCGCACAUAUCCCAAGCGGUACUACAUGAAAGAUAUGCGACGUCGAAUGCAGAAAGCGACGAGCUAG
Molecule: messenger RNA, 894 nt
Organism: Talaromyces rugulosus
Lineage: Eukaryota; Fungi; Ascomycota; Eurotiomycetes; Eurotiales; Trichocomaceae
Exons: 1
Coding region: 1-894 (297 amino acids)
Molecular function (GO): oxidoreductase activity
Source: RefSeq, a predicted model, not a curated record